AUGUUAUUUCGUUCAAUAUUUAUUAUUACUGUUCUUAUUGGUCUUAUAUUUUUUGUUUUUGUUCAAUCUGAACAAUCAAGUUCGGUAUCUUCUGAUCGUUUAAAAUCAAAACUUCCAUCAAUUGUUGGUCCAGAAGCAUCUCAAUGGCUUUCAACGCGUAAUAUUCCAUCACGUCGUUGGCGUCGUCCCCAUGUAAGCCAACCAUCGGCAGAAGUCGAUCAAGCUUAUAAACAAUUACAAUCACUCAAUGACAAUGGUAUUCGUCAAUUUGAUACACAAUCAUUUGAAGGUGUUUCAAUGGAAGUUAUAUUCGAAAUGGUUUACAAGCAACAGAAUAAUGCUGCUUCUCGUUAA
This is a messenger RNA of Adineta steineri, 354 nucleotides long. The record is from the annotation of a GenBank genome assembly. Lineage: Eukaryota; Metazoa; Rotifera; Eurotatoria; Adinetida; Adinetidae.